AUGUCUCAUGCUACUACCUCCAUGUCUCAUGCUACUACCUCCAUGUCUCAUGCUACUACCUCCGUGUCUCAUGCUACUACCUCCACGUCUCGUGUUAAUUCCUCCAUGUCUCAUGCUACUACCUCCAUGUCUCAUGCUACUACCUCCACGUCUCGUGUUAAUUCCCCCAUGUCUCAUGCUACUACCUCCGUGUCUCAUGGUACUACCUCCACGUCUCGUGUUAAUUCCUCCAUGUCUCAUGCUACUACCUCCAUGUCUCAUGCUACUACCUCCAUGUCUCGUGUUAAUUCCUCCAUGUCUCAUGCUACUACCUCCGUGUCUCAUGCUACUACCUCCACGUCUCGUGUUAAUUCCUCCAUGUCUCAUGCUACUACCUCCAUGUCUCAUGCUACUACCUCCAUGUCUCGUGUUAAUUCCUCCAUGUCUCAUGCUACUACCUCCAUGUCUCAUGCUACUACCUCCACGUCUCAUGCUACUACCUCCAUGUCUCAUGCUACUACCUCCAUGUCUCAUGCUACUACCUCCAUGUCUCAUGCUACUACCUCCAUGUCUCGUGUUAAUUUCUCCAUGUCUCAUGCUACUACCUCCAUGUCUCAUGAUACUACCUCCAUGUCUCAUGAUACUACCUCCAUGUCUCAUGCUACUACCUCCAUGUCUCAUGCUACUACCUCCAUGUCUCGUGUUAAUUCCUCCAUGUCUCAUGCUACUACCUCCAUGUCUCAUGAUACUACCUCCAUGUCUCAUGCUACUACCUCCAUGUCUCAUGCUACUACCUCCAUGUCUCAUGCUACUACCUCCAUGUCUCAUGCUACUACCUCCAUGUCUCGUGUUAAUUCCUCCAUGUCUCAUGCUACUACCUCCAUGUCUCAUGAUACUACCUCCAUGUCUCAUGAUACUACCUCCAUGUCUCAUGCUACUACCUCCAUGUCUCAUGCUACUACCUCCAUGUCUCAUGCUACUACCUCCAUGUCUCGUGUUAAUUCCUCCAUGUCUCAUGCUACUACCUCCAUGUCUCAUGAUACUACCUCCAUGUCUCAUGAUACUACCUCCAUGUCUCAUGCUACUACCUCCAUGUCUCAUGCUACUACCUCCAUGUCUCAUGCUACUACCUCCAUGUCUCAUGCUACUACCUCCGUGUCUCGUGUUAAUUCCUCCAUGUCUCAUGCUUCUACCUCUAUGUCUCAUGCAACUACCUCCAUGUCUCGUGUUAAUUCCUCCAUGUCUCAUGCUACUACCUCCAUGUCUCAUGCUACUACCUCCAUGUCUCAUGCUACUACCUCCAUGUCUCGUGUUAAUUCCUCCAUGUCUCAUGCUACUACCUCCAUGUCUCGUGAUACUACCUCCAUGUCUCAUGAUACUACCUCCAUGUCUCAUGCUACUACCUCCAUGUCUCCUGCUACUACCUCCAUGUCUCAUGCUACUACCUCCAUAUCUCGUGUUAAUUCAUCCAUGUCUCAUGCUACUACCACCAUGUCUCAUGCAACUACCUCCAUGUCUCGUGUUAAUUCCUCCAUGUCUCAUGCUACUACCUCCAUGUCUCAUGCUACUACCUCCAUGUCUCAUGCUACUACCUCCAUGUCUCAUGCUACUACCUCCAUGUCUCGUGUUAAUUCCUCCACGCCUCAUGUUAAUUCAAAAACUCCAGUUUUCACGUUAAUACGUCCACGUCUCAUGUUAAUACCUCUAGGUCGCAUGCUAAUACCUCGACCUCUCAUGUCAAUUUAA
This is a messenger RNA of Haliotis rufescens (red abalone), 1725 nucleotides long. RefSeq names its product serine-rich adhesin for platelets-like. The coding region runs from base 1 to 1725 and encodes 574 amino acids. The transcript has a single exon. The record is from RefSeq and is a predicted model, not a curated record. NCBI's taxonomy places the organism in Eukaryota, Metazoa, Mollusca, Gastropoda, Lepetellida, Haliotidae.